AUGUUGGCGAAUUGCUCACCGAGUCCUUACGACGAGUAUCUUGGGCGUCUCGAGCCCGGUCAAAUCAACAGAUGGGAAAUUUUCAUCGGGGGACUUAUCACGAUCAUAGGUCGAGCCGUCGGCCUAGACUUUCCGGAUCCCGAGUACAUACCUGUCGACACCCCACCGAACUUCCUGCUAGAUUGUGACACUCUCAUCCGGAUGGAGAUGUUGCUCGAUCGGGGAACCCGCACGUACAGCGACCCCGACACUUGGCUUCCUCCAGAUCAAUUGACCCAAGCAGGUUAUUUCCCAGAAUUCGGUGAUGAUGAGGGUGACGACGCAGAGGAACAAGAGGAAGAAGAUGACGAAGAGGACGACGAGAUGCCCGAAGCUGAAGACCAUUUUGACCAACCCUCGAUGCAACAGCCGAUGUUUUCAGCACGAUCAGUUCCAGGCCCCUCCACAUCAUUUUGA
Molecule: messenger RNA, 456 nt
Organism: Lactuca saligna
Lineage: Eukaryota; Viridiplantae; Streptophyta; Magnoliopsida; Asterales; Asteraceae
Source: the annotation of a GenBank genome assembly